Messenger RNA from Dunckerocampus dactyliophorus (ringed pipefish), 8519 nucleotides. RefSeq names its product leucine rich repeat containing 53 (gene lrrc53). NCBI's taxonomy places the organism in Eukaryota, Metazoa, Chordata, Actinopteri, Syngnathiformes, Syngnathidae. The record is from RefSeq and is a predicted model, not a curated record. The coding region runs from base 1264 to 4371 and encodes 1035 amino acids. The transcript is spliced from 6 exons. Gene Ontology annotation, molecular function: protein binding. Gene Ontology annotation, cellular component: plasma membrane.
ACCUGUUUGACAUCUUGAAAUGUCCUUUUCAAGGAAUGUUUCAUGUACCACCAUCUUUGGAUCAAUCAACUGCUGCAUCACGGUUCAUCACUCCAUCGUGGCUUCUCAGAAAUGUACUAAUGAAUAAAUGGUUGCUGUUUUGUGGUUGAAUACAGCCUAGUAUUAGUUUGAAGAAAUGCAUAUUUAAUAGGGCUUCCAGAUGAGGAAACAUUUUGAAUUUGAUUUAUUUUAUCACAUGUUUACGUUCCUUGGCCAUGAAAACAUACCAUGGAAGGGUUUGAAUGACUUCAAGAAUGCUAACAUGCUCACGUUAGCAUGCUAACACCUAGCAUGAUAGCACUAAAUGUCUGCUUAAGUUCCUAUUCAUGAAAAUCUUUAGCAUGCUAGUAAUGCUAACAUUAACAUGCUAACACAGAGCGCAACGUACUGGGAAGAUUAGAUGUCCCGAACAAGUGUUCCAGCUAUUUUUUGUGGAGUUAUAUCCACAAAUGCCGAAAAUGUGAAAGUUGAAGAUGUUGAAGUUAGCGUUAAAGAUGAAAGGAUGAUAUUUUGAACAGCAACUCAUGAAGAUAAAGGAUUAAAUUCCAAAACCACUUUGUAGAGCAGAACUUCAUCUAAAACCAGCAAGGUGGGUCUGAUACGGCUUCUGGUGGCCGUAUUGAUCUUAUUCCUAUCCAGCGUCGCCGGGAGCCGUACUGAACGAUACCAACGAACACCAAAACGCGCCACAAUGAUCUUGACGUGUUCGGCUGCAGCCUGAUGGAAGCGCCGAUACCUCGCCACCUCUCCACUGAAGCGCGACAUGGCAAGUAAGUAUCCCUCACCGUCCUCCUGUAUCGCAGCGAGCAACGGCUAACCUAAUGAAUGACCUUUGCAAGGUUGUUACCGACAGUGAAAUGUGCUGUGAUAUUAUGGACUGAUAUCUACGUCAACCAUCCGGAUGUCACUCCAGUCGCUACAGUUCAGUACUUCUGCACAGAAAGCUAAAUAGCUCUCAGAGGGAGGCUCCCUCCGGUGGACACGGGCUGUCAUUGCUGGCAAUACUCCACUCUAUCCUAACGACUGGCGUUUUGCAUCCCAAAAGGGUGAAACCAGUGGUGACUCUACACCUUGGAGGAUAAACAUUUGCAUGCUACACCGUGCCUUCAGACUAGAGCCGUCCUACCUAGUCUUUGAGCGUGAACUGAGGAUGAGAGGCGAAAUGUCUUCUUGGACAACGAAAACAGUGGAGUUGCGGUAGUCCAAAAAGUGCUCUGGUUUGGCAUGGUGGGGGUUGGGUACCUUGCCCAAGGCUACUGGAGAACCGAGGACCGAACCGGCAACCGUCAGAUCGGAAGGCGUGCUAGCCUGCUAAGUUUGAAAACGUGGAAGCGUUUCCCGAAUGUUCUGUGCUCAAGCCUAACUCCUGGAAAGUUUUUAUUGACCAGCGACUGUGGUCCGUCGUCCGUCAGGUUUGAUGAGCGGCCCUUCAGAAACCUUCCCUACCUGCACACCUUACUGCUGGACCACAACCUCCUCACCAGCCAGGCCUUGCGGGAGGAAGCGCUCAGCGGUCUUCCCCGUCUCCAGGUGCUGGCAUUGGGCCACAACCACAUAGGCCAGGCACGUCCUCUUGCGCUGGAAGAAAACCCAAAGGUGUAUGCAGUGGAAUGCCCAGCAGGGAGUUACCCAGCAUGCCUUAUCCGAGCCGACGGGCUUAAAGGCACCAGCGCUCUUCGCAGCCUGAAGCUGGAAGGAAACCAGAUCACCAGACUGGAUGCUGGUUGGCUCCCUCUCGAUGAUCUGAAGGAUCUGGAGAGUCUAGAUCUAUCAGGCAACCUGAUCAGUCAAGGAGUCAAGGACUCAAGGAGCUUCUGGGACUCGGUGCAUCUUCGCUGCUUGGAUUUGUCCAGGAAUCGUCUGAGCUCAGCCGUGUCUCAGUCGUUGUCUGACCUCAGCCGGCCGGCCGACCUCAACCUCCACCUCAACUUGUGGAUCUGCUCCUGCCAGCUGCUGGACUUGGCUGCCUUCCUUUCAGCCUUCAUGCAGCAACCUGACAAGACUCUGAACAACGGACCAAGGAUGGUGUGUGUGAGCGCUGCCAACCCGGCCGUACGCGCCGUGCUGGAGCUGACUGAUGCCAACUGUGUCCGGUCCAAUCACAACAUCACCGUGCACGUGGAGGCCGCAGACAGCGUGACGCCCAAAACAUACGCUCGGGAUUUGGCCAUCACUGCCGUCAUCUGCUUUAUCGGUGGCGUUGCCUUGACACUUGUCGUAGUCCUCGUCUACUAUCAAGUUUCUCGUCGAAAGAAAGUGGCAAAGAGUCCGAACCUGAGAGAGACGGACGAAGGAAGCAGCACGUUAGCAAACCAUCUCAUCCACCACUGUGAUGUGGCUGACAAGCACAGCCGACUCUUUUUGCAAGCUCACCAGCUACUGGACAGCCAGACUUUGCCACGGGAUGGAAGGUCGGGCAAGCCUGGCGGCCAGUUUCGGGUUCUGGACGAUGAAAACGACAUUUCUUUCACGUGUGCAGAUUGCAAGGCUAAUGGAUGGCACGACAGGAUGAGGGGUGUAACACAGGUGGAGGAGGAGGCGGAGAGAAAGAGACUGAGGAUGAUGAUCAUGGAGGAAGACCGGCGAAGGAAACUCGAGAACCAGAAAGACAUUUCGGGAGGAGGCGUUCCUCACAAGUUCCUUUCUCGUGCUAGCGCUGUAUCUUCAUCUGGUCAAUGGAAGGACAUCUUCAGCCGUGUUGCUUAUCCCGCUUAUCCCGAUGAAGUUAAGAGGAGACAACCUGAGGUGCUUCAUUGCGAGAGCUGCAACAGGACGUACGGCCAGUCGGCACAGACUAUGAGACAAAGCAGGAUUCAUUCCCACGUCAGACACUCUGCUCUGUUUGAUGGCUUCCCCUCUCAAAGCAACCAGUUUCACUCCAUGAAGAACAUGAACUCUACAAGGCAAACCAGAAACGUCACCUUCGACCUGGAGAGUUCCAGAAGAUGGAAGAAGGAAAGAGACUCUUGGAGAAAGGCAAUGAAGCAAGACCAGGAGAGACGAGUGGAGAGAAAGCACAAAGGAAAGUCCGGCCGGAUGCUGAAGGCUAACUUGAAACCACGCCGCAAAAACAAAGUCCAUCCGAAAAGGAACAGUGAGUCCAAGAAGGGGAAAGAUGGAAGAAAAGAAAGCGAGGAGACAGAAGGCAAAGAAAGCUCAAGUGAGCGGUUGAAGGAAAGAAGAAAGAAAGGAAGUAAAGCCUCCAAGACGGAGGGACAGAUUGAGGCUGAUGAUCCAAAAGCUGAGGCGGCAUCCAGAAGAGCGCAGGAUGCUUCAGAAGGUGGCAAAGGAGAGACACGCCAAGAUCUCACAGACCCUUCCCACCCUACCAUAACAGAAGUGGCCUCCGUUACCGGGCGGGGCCCAAAUAUUCCAGAUGACGGAGUCGGUUUGGUUCUUGGGAGUCCUCAUCUUUCUUCGCAACCACCCCCCCUCCCUCUUAGCAACAGCAUCCAUGCAUGCAGUUUUCCCUUGCAAGGGUCAGCUGCUUCACUGCUAACAGACAGUAACCUCUCAACCCAGGGAGGGACACUUUUACUCAACACAGCCGCCCCAGCCAGUACUUCCCUGGUCCCCACUGGUCCUACCAGUAGUACCGAUCCAAACAUGCUGGUUAACAGAGCCGUCCUGGCCUUGGGUGGAUCUGCAGACAUUUUAAGAAGGCAAGAUAGCCUCAUAUCAGCUGGGAACUCACUUCUCCUAAACAGCACACAUGCCAGCCUUCUGCCGUCAAGUGUGUUCCAGACGCCGCCACUUCAUAGUUCCCAGCCUGGAGGACCUGGACCCAACGUAGCUGGUAAUUCGUCACACACGCAGCUCCUUUCUCAAAGCCAACUGGAUCUUGUUUGCGCUUCUCUUGACGCAGGAUGGAAGUCAGACCCAACCCCAGUUCAAGGUCCUCAGGCAGGGGAGGGACCAUCUCAUCUGGCCUCUGGAUCCGAACAACAGAGCUUGGUUCUCCCAAUUGAGGCUCCUGAAAUUGCAGCUAGUUCAGUAGCGCUGACCCCUCAGAACGCUCUUGACAACUUGUUUAAGAGCAACGUUCAGACAGAGGACGCGGGUGCGCCGAGCAGUGCUGCAGUCAGCGCGUCUGCUGGGGGAAGGCUUGGAAUUGAAGGUCAAGUAUUGCAGCCUGGAGACAUCCCCGGUUCUCCAGGUUCUUCACCACACAGCACGUCAUCUUCAGGCGGCACCGCAGCCGCCUCGCCUCUGCUGCAGCAGGAGUUCCUCUCAGAGGAAGGAGGCUCCUCUCCAAGGAGGAAACUGAGGCUGGUGCUUCCUGAGAAGACAUCCACCCGAGCACCGACCGCACUGGAGAAGAAGAUACGUUAGUUGUUCAAACACCUCCGCAGCUCACGGACGUCCAGGCUUCUCCACCAAGAGCCACAGAGUGAAAGAUGAAAGGAUGCAACCUUGUUACACUCUUAUAUAUUUCAUCUCAAGAAAAAGCACAUUAAUAAGCACAGUAUUCAUAUCAUAACCAAUCAUAUCAACUUCACUCUUUCUGUUUUUUGCUGUUUUUUAAUUUUCCAAAUCAUUCAACUUCCUUCUUAAAUAGUCUUUGUAAAUGUUCUUCCUGCAAUGUUAGGAAUUUAUUCCGAAAAUAUUAAAACUUUUUCCACAACCGAAUUUUCCAAAAAAUUCAGACUUGAUUGUGAGUAUUCCAUUCCAUUUUCCAUUCCAUUUUCCUCCACUUACCCGGGACGCGGGGGCAGCAGUCUUAGUAGGGAAGCCCAGACUUCCCGGUCCCCGACCACCUCCUCCAGCUCCACCGGGAGGACACCAAGGCGUUCCCAGGCCAGCUGUGAGACAUAAUCCCUCCAGCGUGCCCACCUGGGGCAGGACCUCAUUCCCAACCCGGAGAGAGCAAUCCACCCUUUUCCGACUGAGAACCAUGGCCUCAGAUUUGGAGGUGCUGAGUCUCAUCCCAGAAGCUUCACACUCAGAUGCAAACCGUCCCAGUAAACGCUGCAGGUCACAGCCCGAUGAGGCCAUCAGGACCACGUCGUCCGCAAAUAGCAGAGACGAGAUCAUAAGGCCCCCGAACUGGACUCCCUCGACACCUUGGCUGCGCCUAGAAAUUCUGUCCAUGAAAAUUAUGAACAGAAUCAGUGACAAAGGGCAGCCUUGGCGGAGGCCAACGUUCACCGGAAACAGGCUUGACUUACUGCUGGCAAUGCGAACCAGGCUCCUGCUCCGAUUACAAGGACCGAUUGGCACGUAGCAGCGCGCCAACAAUCCCAUACUCCCGGAGCAGCCCCCACAGGACACCGCGAGGGACACGGUCGAAUGCCUCUUCCAGGUCCACAAAGCACAUGUAGACCGGUUGGGCAAACUCCCAAGUACCCUCCAGUACCCUUGCAAGGGUGUAGAGAUGGUCCAGUGUUCCGCGACCAGGACGAAAACUACAUUGCGCUUCCUGUAGCCGAGGUUUGACUAACUGUCGUACCCUUCUCUCCAGCACACUGGAAUAGACUUUCCCAGGGAGGCUGAGCAGUGUACUGUUCCCGACUUGCACGCGAUGUUGAAGAGACGUGUCAGCCAAGACAGUCCCUCAAUAUCCAGAGCCUUGAGGAAUUCAGGGCGAAACUCGUCCACCCCCGGAGCUUUGCCACUGGGGAGCGUUUUGACUACCCCAGAUACCUCAGCCACGGUGAUGAAACUGUCCACGUUUGUGUCCUCAGCCUCUGCUUCUUCUAUGGAAGGUAUGUCAGUGGGAUUGAGAAGGGCCUCAAAGUAUUCCUUCCACCGCCCAACUAUAUCCUCAGUUGAGGUCAGCAGGCCCCUGUCCCCACUGUAAACAAUGUGGACUGGGCACUGCUUCCCCUUUCUGAGACGCCGGACAGUUUGCCAGAACCUCUUCGAGGCCGACCGAAAGUCGUGUUCCAUUGCCUCACCGAAUUCCUCCCACACCCGAGUUUUUGCCUCGACCACCGCCGAAGCCGCGUGCCGCUUGGCCUGCCGGUACCUGUCAGCUGCUUCAGAAGUCCCACAAGCCAUCCAUGCUCGAUAAGACUCCUUCUUCAGCUUGACGGCAGCCCUGACCUCUGGUGUCCACCAUCGGGUUCGGGGUUUACCGCCACGACAGGCACCGACCACCUUGCCGCAGCUCCGAUCUGCUGCCUCAGCAAUGGAGGCACGAAAUAGAGCCCAUUCGGACUCAAUAUCCUCGUCCUCCCCCGGGAUAAAGGAAAAGCUCUGCCGGAGGUGAGAGCUGAAGACUCGACGAACAGGAGACUCUGCCAAACGUUCCCAGCACACCCUCACUACACGUUUGGGUCUCCCGGGUCUGUCUGGCAUCCUCCCCCGCCAUCUAAUCCAACUCAUCACCAGGUGGUGAUCAGUUGACAGCUCAGCCCCUCUCUUUACCCGUGUGUCCAAAACAUGCGGACGCAGGUCUGAUGAUAUAACUACAAAGUCGAUCAUAGACCUGCGGCCUAGGGUGUCCUGGUGCCAUGUGCACUUAUGGACAUCCUUAUGUUGGAACAUGGUGUUUGUGAUGGACAAACUGUGGUUCGCACAGAAGUCCAACAACAACACACUGCACGGGUUCAGAUCGGGGAGGCCGUUCCUCACAAUCACGCCCCUCCAGGUCACACUCAUUGCCCACAUGGGUGUUCUCCCAGCAAAACGACGGAGUCACCAGUUUGGGUGCUCUCCAGCACCCCUCUGAUGGACUCCAAGAAGGCUGGGUACUCUGAACUGCCGUUCGGCGCGUACCACAAACGACAGUCAGGACCCUUUCUCCAACCCGAUGGCGUAGGGAAAUAACCCUCUCGUUAACCGGGGAUGACUCCAACACAGAGGCACCUAGACGGGGGGCUAUUAAUAAGCCUACACCAGCUCGCCGCCUCUCCCCAGCAGCAGCUCCAGAGUAGAACAAGGUCCAGCCCCUCUAGAGGAGUUUGGAUCCAGAACCCAAACUGUGGGUCGAGGUGAGUCCGACUAUAUCUAGUCGUGAUGUCUCAACCUCUCUCACAAGUUCACGCUCCUUCCCCGCCAGAGAAGUGACAUUCCAUGUCCCAAGAACCAGAUUUGGCCGUCGAAGACCAGGUCGCCCAGGCGCCCGCCCUCGUCCGCCACCCAAAGCGCAAUGCACCGGACCCUUAUGGUUGCCCCCGCAGGUGGUGGGUCCACGGGGGGGGGGAGAUCCCGUGUGGCUUGUUCGGGCUGAGCCCGGCUGGGCCCCACGGGUGAGAGCCCAACCACCAGGCGCUCGCCUAGGAGCCCCUCCCCCAGGCCUGGCUCCAGGGUGAGGCCCCGGUAUCCCACGUCCGGGUGACGUGCGGUCUCUCCUCGUGUGUUUAUUCAUACGAGUCUUCUGAAUCACUCUUGGUCUGGCCCGUCACCUAGGACCUGUUUGCCUUGGGAGACCCUACCAGGGGCAUGUAGCCCCAGACAACAUAGCUCCUAGGAUCACUCGGGCACACAAACCCCCCACCACAGUAAGGUGGUGAUUCACGGAAGGGUUGAUUGUGAGUAUUUCAAAGUAAAACGUACAAAUAAGUAAGGUGUUUUUUCUGUAAUAUUUCAACUCUGUGCUCCUAAAAGGACAUCAUAACAUCAUGACUUUAGUCUUCCAAGGUUUUUUACUUCGUAUUUUGGCUUUAUUUUGGAAAAAAUACAGCAGUCUUUUUGACAUUUCUACUCUUUUUCUUCAACUGUUUCAACCUUUUUCUUGUCAUUUUUCUUUUAGUCUGACUUUAUUUUGACCUUCAUUCUUAUGGUGUAACUUUUUCACCAACCAAGUUUUUCAAAAAUUACAACUUUAUUUUGUUUUAUUUUGUGUUUCUCCUAAUAUUAUGGCUUAAAAAUGUGUUUCUCUAAAUGUUAUCAUUUUAAAAAUAACCUCUUUUUCCUUUCAUAUUUCCACAUACAUCCUCAUUGAAUUUGCCCUUAAUAUUUUGACUUUAUUUUUCUAAAAUUACUGCAGAUUUUUUUUUUUUUUUUCAGUUUAAAAACAAAAGUGUUCUUGUUAAGUUACAUUUGUAGAAGGGGCCGUGGGCCAAUUAAAAAGCAGCCACAAACAAGUGAUGAUGCUGAAGGUAAAAAUGAUCAUUUUUGUCCUUGGAAAUGAAGUUCUUUGGUAAAGUGGAAAAAGUGGAAAGGAACUAAGUUGUCCUUGUGGUGUUUUGAUGUGAAUGAAAAUGGUUCGCCAUCUGCACUAGCCUCCACAGGAAGUACUGCACAGGACAGGAAACAGAUGUCUUCCUGACCGUUCACACUUCAGUAUAUGGGAUGCGUGUCGGGUUGGUAUCGACAUGCCAAUGUCGUGGGAGAACGGGGAUGGUUCUGUUCACACUGGCAUGAAAACAUCACAUACGUCACAUACAGCAUGCAGUCUUGCACAACUCUUAUUGUGCUAUGUGAGUGUGAAUGUGUGCGUGCCCAGAAGGGCCCUAUGAGCAGCUAUUAGACUGACUUACUGUAUGUCAAAAACAAACAACAAAAUAUCCCAUAAAAUAGCACCUUUACGUAAA